GGCGUGAUAGCGCAUUGUUCCUUGGCUCGUUAUUCCUCCGCUGGUUUUGGGGCGGCACGCAGCCUGGGAGACAAGGCUGCCUGUCAGGCUCUGUUCCGGGCUUAAAUGCCCACCAGCGAGUUCUCUCCACAUUUCCAUAGUUCAGGUUAUAGAUGAAAAUGUAACCAGAUCUGUUUCCUAACGAUCUUUGUUACGUUCUUUUCUCUUUGAUGUAACAUUUAAAUUGUAUCGUUCAAUGUAGGAAGUUAUGUCACAUUUAAGUUGCUAAGCAACCCGUUUUGUACUCAAAGACAAGGCUCUGUUGACAGUUUGAACAGUCGCAGUAGCUACAGUACAGUCGGUAGCUCGUUUCUCUGGAUGUGGCGAAUGCGAAUACAAACCUUAUUUUCUCUACAACACUCCGACAGAACGUUAUAGCUAUGUCUUAUAAAGGCUUUAUAAAUUGUAACAGUCGUGUCUCCAAAGAAGAGCAGGAGUUUUAUGAUUUAAAAAUGAAAGCUGCUGAAUAUUAUAGGGCGAACGGCGUCCCACAGAAGAUGGAGGGUGUCCUGAACGACAUGUUCUUUGAUAAGCCCGAUGAUAUUUAUGGUUACCUGGCAAAUUACUUCUCAAAAUUAUCAUCGCCACCUGUGAUAAGCAGACUAUUGGGGAAAGAAAUUUAUGAUGGAAAGGGUCAACUAUCCCUCCAGGCACAGGUCCUCUGCAUCAUCAAAAACGAAGAAAAGACGACAUGUUCUGCGGUGAUAUCAAGCCACAGUGAGGUCCUCGACAACAGUUUCCAGGACCCAAGUGGUGUGACCAAUAUCAACAAUGAUAAGAGGAGGGAUUCUGUGAUGGCCGCUCUCCACUGGAUCCAUGAAUCACUGAACACAAUCCUAAACGGUUCUGAUCCCUGCGACCAGACAGGAGUGGAUAAAAUACUUAGUGAUUUCUUCGUGGCCCGCUACCUGGAGGACCAGGACAUUCGGAACAGAGAGAAGGAGAACCAGCCACCUAGUGUGCCUGUGCCUGAGGCAUCCCCUCCCACCGCACCCCCGAAAGACAAGAAGGGUGGAGACAAAGGCAAAAAAGGCAACAGCACAGAGAAGCCCAUUCCGCCUCCAGAGCCCUCAGAGCUGGUCCUGCCUGGCAGCAUGGCCGUUGGUUCAGUGUCCUUGGCUGUGGCCAAGACUGGGGCUCUACUACAAUGCAUCCCCCUGUACAAGUACAUCAAAGCUCUGAGAAACCAACAACCGUGUCCAAAAGAGAUGCACAUCCCUGUGCCCUUGGUAACUUUGUUGAGCUGUGGCAAGAUGUCCCCAGGAAAACUCAAUUUACUGGAGGAAAUAAUUGUCAUCCCUAAAGCUGGACAAAGACUCAAACAAAUCAUUACAAUGGUCCUUAAGCUUCAAAAGGAGAUGAUGAAAAUAAUGAAUACUGCUUCAAAAACAGGGCCUGUACUGCCAACAGUGUCUGACUCUGGAGCCUUAGUUGUUGGGUAUGAGCGUCCUGAGCAGCCUCUCGAUCUAAUUACUGAAGCAUCUAACAAUCUUGGAUUGGCACUUGGAAAGGGGAUCCAUUUAGCAGUAAACUGUGCUGCUCACAACCUAAUGGACUAUCCAAAAGGAAAGUAUGAAGUUAUUACAGGAACACCCAAGUCUCCUGAUGAACUAGUGGACAUGUAUGAGGCUUUGAUUAGUAAAUACCCAGCAGUCGUAGCCCUGAUCGAUCCUCUGCGAAAAGAGGAUGUGGAGCAGUGGGAGAGACUGAGCAGUGUGGUUGGAGCCUCGUGUAGCCUGCUCUCUGACAUCUCCUCCAAGCCCCAGUGUCACAGCUCACGGGAGGACGCCCCAUCUCUUCCAGGGGUCAGAGGGUAUAUCCUCAAUCAGAGCAAUGAGAUCACAGUCACCGACCUGAUCCACGUCACCACAGAGAACAAAGGUGCAGUGAUAAUUGGAACGACGUGCGGUGAGCCCUGCAGUGACGACGCCCUCUCCGAUAUGGUCGUAGGCCUGGGAGUUGGGUAUGUCAAACUGGGAGGUCUGAGUCGUGGAGAGCGGCUGACUAAAUACAACCGUCUGAUUUCUAUAGAGGAAGAAUUGGCCCAGCAGGGAAUACUGGAUUCAAGAAAACAACACACAUCUCCUCUCUUUGUUGGAGAAACGGAGGAGCAGUCAUCUACAUAAUAUUCUCGGGGAUUAAACAAAAAAACAACAUGUUUUUAUUCCAAAUGACAUUUUCUAUUUAUGUUCACAUCAAUAUAAUGUAAUUACAGGACAUAAAAUGAAUAGCUCAUACAAUCUAUUUAAAUGAUACACCAUUACAUUUUUGAAUGGAUUUUCAGCCUUCACUUAAUGUAAAUAGGUUUCACUCUAACCAAAGGAAGUCUUGGUCUGCAUAGCAACAAAACUGAAUUGAUCAAAAUACUUUUGCAUUGCAAACUCUGAAAUAAACUGAAAAUGAUAUUUAAACAUAGAUUUUCAAAUUCCAAAGAAUAUAUAUAUUUUUUUAAAUACAUCUGUGGUCACCAUAA
This is a messenger RNA of Salmo salar (Atlantic salmon), 2512 nucleotides long. RefSeq names its product enolase 4 (gene eno4). Gene Ontology annotation, biological process: glycolytic process. Gene Ontology annotation, molecular function: phosphopyruvate hydratase activity; magnesium ion binding. Gene Ontology annotation, cellular component: phosphopyruvate hydratase complex. NCBI's taxonomy places the organism in Eukaryota, Metazoa, Chordata, Actinopteri, Salmoniformes, Salmonidae. The record is from RefSeq and is a predicted model, not a curated record.